Molecule: messenger RNA, 1210 nt
Organism: Hibiscus syriacus
Lineage: Eukaryota; Viridiplantae; Streptophyta; Magnoliopsida; Malvales; Malvaceae
Product: zinc finger protein CONSTANS-LIKE 7-like
Exons: 3
Coding region: 59-1048 (329 amino acids)
Biological process (GO): regulation of DNA-templated transcription
Cellular component (GO): nucleus
Molecular function (GO): protein binding
Source: RefSeq, a predicted model, not a curated record
UUCAAAGAUCCCUUCUUUCUUAUUUUCCUUCCAUUAUUUUCGCCGUCCAAACACAAAUAUGUGCAACAAAAACAACAGUACCAGACGAAGUAAUAGAAAACCGAAAGCUCGUAGUUUUUCUUUGGAACAUUCUCGUAAAACCCGAAGUAAAACAAGGAGACCGAAGUACCUUAGCCUUCAUCGCCUUGAAGAAAACCUACCUCAGAUGUCGGUAGCCGCCGGAAACAACGAAGAAGACGAAAACAACAAAGAAGUUACAGACAAACAGCUUAAUCUUUUCCCACUUCACCCCGAGAAUUUGGUUGAAGACAGAGACGCACAGUACGAUAAUGUUUCUAUGCUUUUCAACUCGACGGAGGAAGACGGCGGUCAUGCCGUUACACUGAACGGUCUCUUGGACAGCGAAGGAAGUGAAAAUUAUAAGAAUCAAACAGCGACGACGACGGUGACGUCGGAUGAGAGCCCCUUGUCGCCUUCUUUAACGUACGGGUGUUACGGUUGCGAUGAUCGUACGAAGUUGUCGCUUGUACGGACGGCUAUGAAAGGUAAGAAGGAGAGGGAUGAGAGUGAGGAGAGGUGGGUGGUUUAUUCUGAGGUGGUGGAGAAGAAGGAGAUGGAAGAGGUGAGUAGCGGUGGAGACGGUGGCUGUGACGACGGUGCAUGGUGGAGUAGGAGGAAGACGAAAAAGUUGUUGGCUUUGAAGCUUGAUUACGAGGAGAUCAUGAAUGCCUGGUCUGAUAAGGGCACCCUUUACAUUGAAGGGGAGUCCCCUCAAACUGUCCCUCACUUGCAUGCCAAUAUUCUAUACGGCGGUUCGGGAAGUGCUUCGAAUGUGUGGAAGGUGCCAGAAAUGACGAGUGGUUUGAAGAUUAAGGAAGAAGAAGAUGGAAAAGAAGACUGGAAAAAGGGGCAUAGAGAAGCAAGUGUGUUGAGAUACAAAGAAAAGAGGCAAAAUAGGCUUUUCGCUAAGCGAAUUCGGUAUGAAGUCCGAAAACUCAAUGCCGAAAAGCGCCCAAGGUUGAAGGGUCGAUUUGUGAAGAGAGAUUGAGUUUGAAGAGAUGAAGUCGAUUUUUGAAAUAAUGGCGGUUUUGAAUCGAUGAAAAUACUCUUUAUUAUAUUAUAAUAUCAGUGAGGUAUAGUUUAUAUAUCUGAUACUUGUAAAUAUGAAGAGUACUGUCAUUUGGAGCCCCAUCAGCUACCUUUGUUUCCC